Musca domestica (house fly) is the source of this 553-nucleotide messenger RNA. RefSeq lists its product as uncharacterized. The coding region runs from base 37 to 525 and encodes 162 amino acids. Lineage: Eukaryota; Metazoa; Arthropoda; Insecta; Diptera; Muscidae. The transcript is spliced from 2 exons. The record is from RefSeq and is a predicted model, not a curated record.
UGCACGUUAGCGGUUAGGCUUUAGAAAACGGCAGUCAUGUCUUCCAAUUCAAAUUCAAGUCCUAAAACGGGAAAGUCUAGUGCAAACAGAAGCAAUAACGAUAAUCCGGAAGUAAUUCCAGUCAUAAGUGACAUAAAUGAACCCCGACCUAUGCCAUAUCUCUUCGAAAAGGAAUUGAUAAAUAAAGCGAAUAAACACAUCUAUGUGGUGGACGAUUUUGUACCAUCCCGGAAUACACAUCACAUAACGGCCAAAUUCUAUGCUCAUCAUCAACAGCGGGAACCCAGAAAUGAUAAGGCAUAUCGCAACUUUAUUGAAAGACCCUGUCCCGAACGACAUCAAACGGAAAAUCAUGUAUAUGGAUGGAUGCCUCAGACACUCAAGGCCACCCAGUUGCUUCGAGAAUUGAAUUUUAUCAAUGCUCCCAAACAGCGAUGUUGCCUUACCGUUUACGGAGAGAUACUGCAGAGCGAUAAAAUUACCGAGAGAGCGGGAUUUAAUGGCUUGCGUUUUCAUUUGCAAUAAAAAAAAUAAUAUCUUUUUUAAAGUUAUU